Molecule: messenger RNA, 3966 nt
Organism: Orbicella faveolata
Lineage: Eukaryota; Metazoa; Cnidaria; Anthozoa; Scleractinia; Merulinidae
Source: RefSeq, a predicted model, not a curated record
UGCUGAGCAAAAUCAGCUCAGCCACAUACCAAGCCUGAGGGCUUGCCAGCAAUGUUUUGAUGCCAGAGAACAAUGCAUCCAUUAUAUGGUCUUGAUACUUUCUACUGACUGUGAGGAAGGUAAUAAAAAGGCAAUGGAAUUGAUUGCUAAACUGCAAGAAGAUCCGCUCAUUGACCCAGCCUUGCAAUAUUUGGUUUUCCUCCCUGAUGGUGUCCAUGUAGGAAAAAGCCUAAAAUGCAGCUCUUGCAAUUGGUUUAUUGUGCUAAAGGAAGCGUGAAGUUGCCUAGCAGUUACUCAGACCCAGAUGACAACCCUGCCGUUCAAAAACCAUUGCGGUGAUUAUUGCGAGCAGAAGAUGUUCAAAACAAAGACCAAAUUAUAGUCAACCCAAUUUUACGGCUCUCCAAUGAAAGUGUCAUUAACACAGUGGACAAAGCAGUUCACCAGAUGGUCCCAGAAAAGUAUUGGUUUUUGAAAAAACCAACUCGGUAUGUACCACAUCCUGUGGCUAUAACCUUUGGAAAGCAAGGAAAGCUGCUGUUUAUUAAGAUUAAUCGUUUGAAGCAAACCUCACAUCUUGUAGAUGCUGACCUUCACAAUCCUGUUCGUUUGGAGGUGGUCAAGUCAGGACUACCAGACGUUGGGAGUGUGUGCUAUCUGAAGGAAGUUGGAGCAGCGAUUUUGUGCCAGCGAGAUGACUGCUUGUUGUAGAUUUAAAAAAUAAGAUUGUUCUUCGACCUGCUCGACUGCGGGAUCAUGCAUCUUUAGUUCAUGAGCUAACGAAGCGACAUCUCUCCUCUCAGGGGACGGUGAAAGUGCUCAAGGAGAGACUAACAGAACACCUACAAAUUGAAUGCCAGGCUCUGCAAUCGGAAGAUCAACUUCUGAAAUUGGAAAAAGAUUUGAGGCCAUCCAGUAUCUCCAAGCUUACUGACGGUAUGAUAGUCCAUGCCUCAGACAUGACGAAAGAGGUGUACACUAUCACAGUUUCUUCAAAUGGUCAUGUCUUGAGCGGAUCAGUAACACCAUUGCUUUCAUAUCCAGAAAGAUGCCAGCAUGUUCAAAGUAUGUGCCUUAGGAGUCAAAAUUAACUCUUCCUUGGAGACACCAAGGGUUUUUGGCAGUUCAGCAUGGCCCAGAAAACCUUGGAGAGUUGUUGUUCUUCAGAGUGAUCCCCUCCCAUUGUUUGCAUACAUUCUAUCUCUGCACUCCAAGAUGGAAGCAUAGCCUUUACAGACCAAGACAGCAGACAGCUUAAAAUACUACAAAGUGGGGGUGCAGUGAAAGUAAUCGUUGGGACCGGGGAGGAGAGCAACAAAAGUGGCUCUGGAAGUCAUUCCAUAUUUGGCCAACCAGUGGGCAUCUGCACCGAAGGAGCUGGCAUAUUUGUAACUGAUGGCCAAAUCGGUACAAUUAAGCUAGUAACAAAUCUCAAAGGAACUAUUGAGUUUUUGGAGAACCUCGGAAAGAUGUACCGUGCAUUCUCAGUGCAUCACAAGUACCAACAACACAAGAAUUGUACACUCAAGGAAGCACACCAGAUGGUCAAGGCAGUUUCUUCUUACUACAAUGGAACUGUUGAAAACAUGAAAUAAAGAAACAGUAUACCAAGCAAAACCAAUGGUCCACAGGGAACUAUUGCUGCCAAAACAGUUGUAUCCCGCAGUCUGUCUCGAGAGGCUAGAUAAAAACACUGACAUAUUGAGUCCAAGAUUCUCCAUUAAGCCAGAGGUUUGCCUCACAAUUCAGGUUGAAAAUGUACAUGCUGUCAGCCACUUCAAGCACCCGACUUGUACUCUACUGGAAUAUGCCAGGGACUUUGGCAACAACAUGAGAGUCUCUGAAACAAGCAACAAAGUGGUCGGCCUACUGCUUCACUCAUGCUAGCUCGUACUAUCCGGUUCCCAAGACAAAGGUACCCCUAACAGAUAUCCCAAAGAUAAAGCGUCUUCCUGUACUUGCUAUGACUAAGCAGGACCAGGAUUACAUGCGCCAGUGGGCCAGCAAGCAUGGCAAAGCCAUCAGACAGCUCUCAGUUCAUCAGAACAGCACCAAGCAUGUAGCAGGGACUCUUCCUCUAAACAUGUAUAGGAAAGAGCUACCUGUUGGCGAAAGAGUCACCAAAGAACCCAGUUCAGCUGAUGAUAUAGGUGACCGGCUGUGAGAGUAUGAGUCCAACUCCAGCAAAGAACAAGACAGUUCCAGCCACGAAGAAGAUGCAGUCGAGGCUGUUCCUGUAAACUUCCUAUCAAAGACAGUGUGCACACAUACAGGAUGACAGAUCACACUGUCAUAUUGCGCUAUUUCAUCAUACUGAGGUACAAAAAGCUAUUUCUUUUUUGCAGAAGCCUUAAAAACAUGCGUAAAUUCAAAAAUAUCAAUUGAAAGGACCAAUCUACAUCUUACAUUUAAUAGCUAUUGUACAAAUUAGGCUUUUUAAUGUAUUGUUUUUCAUUCUGGGAAAGAAAAACUGGGAUUCGGGAUACUGAUGAAAAACGUGCAGGACGCAGGAUUCUCGUGAAAAAGGAACAGGACUGCGGGAUCAGGACCCCCCCUUCCAGACCAUCGAAUAUGAAAUCCAAUUGCCUGUUGGUGCCUAUGUCCGUACAGAAAUAGAACAUGGAGGGAAAGACCCAAAUGAAAUCCUUUGCCUGGUUCCAGAUGAUCUGGGAGACUUUUAUGAGGAUCAAACCAUGUCCUGUAGAUCAUUGAAAAAGAGUUACAAAGUGUGUGACGUGGUUGGUAAACCGAUCGCACAAGUUCAGUAUUUUCUCAGUGAGACCUUCACAGAACUAUUGAAGAAUGGCAGAGUACAGACAGUGGAAGGUCACAGCAUCGUGGGAAAUCCGACCGCUAGCAAGAAGCCUCCAACAUCACAGAAAUGGGCUAUGCAUAAUAGGGAAGGAGGGGGUGCAGUUAUACCUUGCACUUGGAAGCUGAUUGUGAGUGACACUGAUGAUACUGACAGGGUGCAACAAAGGAUCCAAGCUACCCUAAAGAGAAUGGAGAACACAGGGCUCAGCAUAGAAAGGAUUGAGGUGAAUGCGGCUAGUUAUAAAUUAUAUUAGUGAUUUAUGGAUCCCAAGUCACUGAAACUGGCCUGGGUUAGCCUGCAAAAUAGAUGUGUAGACUUAUUUCUCUCUUUAACUUCAGCCCAGCAAAUUCAUAAAGAAACAAAAGAGAGUGUGGCGGUAAUAGCGACUCCAGUUAAGGUAAGUUUUAAGCCAUGCUGCCUCCUGCAUUUCAUUCUAGUAAGCAGUGAGUUGUGAAUGAUUAUUUCAAGAAAUCGAGAGAGCAGUACUGCAAAACUUUGAUUUUUCACUAGCAACAGCUCUACAUCUGCUAAUGUUUUGUUUUGCCACAUAGGACAUCUACCCAGUGGUGAAGACAAAAUAAUCCCAUGCAAUGAUUCAGCUGCUCAAGAUGGAGAAAUGCACAGAGAAAUAUGCCACCUGCAUUUGUAAGCUGUUUAUCUACGAGUACUAAAAACCUAGAUGUACUCUCCUCUACCUGUUUCCUAUCAUAAUUUUGAAAUCCACAGGUAGCAUGUACAAUUUAUUUGACAGUUGCGUAGCUGUAACAUGACCGAUCAUGAUUUUUCGCCAUUUAUUUGAAAUGAUCACGUAUGAGCUUGGGUGCAAAAUUGCUAGAUUGAUUGUUGCAAUUCUUAAGUUGGAAUUAAAGCAACCUUCACACAAGGGCACUUUACUUAACCUAUCAAUACCUAAAUCAACCACAUCAACUGAACCGAAAGUAUUAGCUAUGCUGUAGCACAACCACAAGAAUAAUACAUUGAUUCAAGUACAGCAUUUGACACGGUCAAUCACUCUACUCUGUUAUCCAAACUUGACUCAUAUGGUAUUUGAAGCAUUGAAAAUCAGUGGUUUAAGUCUUACUUGAGCAACAGGAAACAAAAGGUAUUUGUUAAUGGUAUCGAGUCUAGUUCUCUUUUAAUAAGCUCAGGUG